AUGGAUCCUUUCGUAACGGACGAUACUCGAGAAGUUCAGCUUCCGAGCACCGGCCCGUUGGUGGGCUCGCAAGUGCGCGAAGGGCAAGUCGCAACGCAACUAGGCCAAGACAACCUCGAGAUAGGCUCUACCCAGAUGAAUGAUCGUCUGGUACCCGAAGCACGAGCAGAGGUGAAUGAAUCCGCAGUUCAUACCAACGGGUCGUCUAGAAGACGCAGUUCUCCCGCAACACGGACUGGAUUCGAGGCUGGCGAGAUGUCGAAGUGGGCUCCGCAGACAGCGCAUGAUGAAAUGCGAGAUCUGCUGGGCCAGCCUCUGGAAAGCGCCAAGGCCAAGGGAUAUCUGUACAUCUUCCCGGAUGUCAACAAACAGUAUAUCAAGAUCGGGUUCACCACAGGCAAGCUCUGGGACCGGUUCAGGAAGAUUGAAGACAGUUAUCGUUGGCGAAUAUACCCUACAUCCAGUUGCUUCGACUGGAGAAGCUCGUGCAUACUGAUCUUGCGCACUGUCAUCGAUAUCUCCACGUCAAAUCAAAAGGUCGAUGGCGUGCACAGCAUGAGUGGUUCGAGAUCGAUCCCAAGAGCGCCUACCAGACAGUCGAAUAUUGGUGGGAUAUCAUGA
Molecule: messenger RNA, 621 nt
Organism: Recurvomyces mirabilis
Lineage: Eukaryota; Fungi; Ascomycota; Dothideomycetes; Mycosphaerellales; Teratosphaeriaceae
Exons: 2
Coding region: 1-621 (206 amino acids)
Source: RefSeq, a predicted model, not a curated record